Molecule: messenger RNA, 390 nt
Organism: Anisakis simplex (herring worm)
Lineage: Eukaryota; Metazoa; Nematoda; Chromadorea; Rhabditida; Anisakidae
Source: the annotation of a GenBank genome assembly
CAACAAACCGGACGAUUGACGGUAUUUUCAAUAAAAAUAGCUUUGGCAACUAUUUGUGCUGGUAAACUUGUUGACAAACUUCGAUACGUAUUCUCACAAAUUUCCGAUUCAACCGGUAUAAUGGAAUGGGAUAAAUUCAGUGAUUAUUUACAGCAAGUUUUAUCAUUAGCCACCGCUGUGUUUGAGGGACCAACAUUCGGUUACUCUGAAACUGCUUUGCAACAGUGCUUUCAAAAGGAUCAAAAAGUGAAUUUGAAUAUGUUUUUGGACGUUUUGAUGUCAGAUCCAUGUCCACCAUGUCUAAUGUGGUUACCAUUACUGCAUAGGAUGGCCAGUGUCGAGCACGUCUAUCAUCCGGUUAUUUGCGAUGCUUGUCAGGUAUUUGGAUGA